AUGCAGGUCCUCGGCUGCGGCAACGUGGUCACCGACGCCGUGGUCCUCCCCGACGUGUGGUAUGUCCCUGGGCUCACGGCGAACCUUGUCUCGGUCAGUCAGCUUGCGGAGCUCGACUACAGCAUUGGGUUCGGCCAUGCCGAGUGCUACAUCAGGAGCCCCGAUGAUGGUGGGCUCGUCGGUUCAGCUCGCGUCGGGGAUGAAGGCCUGUUUGAGGUGGACUUCCUCAAAGUUUAA
Messenger RNA from Miscanthus lutarioriparius, 237 nucleotides. NCBI's taxonomy places the organism in Eukaryota, Viridiplantae, Streptophyta, Magnoliopsida, Poales, Poaceae. The record is from the annotation of a GenBank genome assembly.